AUGGAUAAUAGCUUGUUCCAUGUCAUCCGUCUGCCUGCCCACCGGCCUCUUCCUGCCAUCACGCGACCCUCAAAACGUUGCCUGGAAUUUAUCCAUCGGACAAAUUUAAGCUUCCUCGUCUCACAACGUCUCACUGAUGCCUACCAAUUGUGUUGUGCUGUUCCGGCCUUUCGACGGUGCGCCCUUGGUCCGAUAAACGUAGCCUUCGUUCCUUCACUGGUUUCUGCAACUAUUAGAAGGAGAAAGGCUGGAGCUGUUGACUGCGGCUGGCCUGUCCUUCAACAAGAAGUGAUCGUUUCCGCAAUUAACAGAAUUCUUGGCAUGAUAGAACAAACAAGUGAUUGUUCUCCUGGUUUCAUGAUUGCUCAUGCCACAAAACCUCUAGCUCGUUAUUCUGUAUAUCCCAUUAACUUCUAUGUCUAUAUGGAGGACAGCCAGGUCAUAACCAUUAUAUGGAUAACUUUGCCAAGCAUGCGCAUACACCAUGGUCUAAAACUCGAGUAA
Mesocestoides corti is the source of this 504-nucleotide messenger RNA. The record is from the annotation of a GenBank genome assembly. Lineage: Eukaryota; Metazoa; Platyhelminthes; Cestoda; Cyclophyllidea; Mesocestoididae.